Abrus precatorius (Indian licorice) is the source of this 1129-nucleotide messenger RNA. Its product is annotated as ubiquitin-conjugating enzyme E2 13. Gene Ontology annotation, molecular function: ubiquitin conjugating enzyme activity. The transcript has 6 exons. Lineage: Eukaryota; Viridiplantae; Streptophyta; Magnoliopsida; Fabales; Fabaceae. The record is from RefSeq and is a predicted model, not a curated record. Gene Ontology annotation, biological process: protein polyubiquitination; ubiquitin-dependent protein catabolic process. Bases 250 to 720 code for a protein of 156 amino acids.
UUAAAACUCAAACUGGCUCGCGGCCCCCGGACCGGUCUCACGCAUCAGAGGAAACCCGAAUCAUUUUCAUUUUCUCCUUUCUCAUUCUCAUUCUCAUCCAUCUAAAUUACAUUCACAUUCCUUUCUUCCUCUCGCCUCUUCAUAUCACACUAUAAAUAAAUAUCAUCUAGCUCUCUGUCGGCUUCGCUGAUUCAUACUUAUUCUUUGUUCAUAAUCUCAACUCUCUCUCUCUCUCUCUCUCCGAUCUUCAUGUCGUCCCAAGCUAGCCUUCUCCUUCAAAAGCAGCUCAAAGAUCUUUGUAAGAACCCCGUUGAUGGCUUUUCCGCCGGUUUGGUCGACGAAGCCAAUAUUUUUGAAUGGAGCGUUACUAUAAUUGGCCCUCCCGAUACUCUUUAUGAGGGGGGAUUUUUCAAUGCCAUUAUGAGCUUUCCAUCCAACUACCCAAAUAGUCCGCCAUCAGUGAAAUUUACCUCAGAGAUAUGGCAUCCCAAUGUAUAUCCGGAUGGGCGCGUUUGCAUAUCAAUUCUUCAUCCUCCUGGUGAGGACCCAAAUGGUUAUGAGCUUGCAAGUGAGCGCUGGACACCUGUUCAUACAGUAGAGAGUAUAGUAUUAAGUAUAAUAUCAAUGCUUUCUAGUCCUAAUGACGAAUCCCCUGCAAAUGUUGAAGCUGCGAAAAAUGCAGCUCAGUAUCAGUUAACAAUAACUUCAGUAGUAGCAUAACUAGGUAUGGAAUUUAUGAGAGGUGUGCUUGGCGGAAGGGUGGUGGGGGGGUUGAUGGGGCUGCGGCACUAUUUUCAAGGCCCCCCCUGUCGUACUGUGAGAUCCUGUUUUUAACACUUUCUGACAUGGGUGAGGGGGGCAGGUUGAGUACCCGUGUCUUGGGUUUAAAUUGCCAAGACUUCAAGUUGACAUUAUGUCUGUCACAAUAAAAUUAGUUCCUGGUUGAAGAAUUUCACUGGGCUCAACUUCAAUCUAUCUAGUUGGCUUUCUUGAUAUCCUGUUUGACCCAAAAUAAAAGCUGGAGUUUAGUGUAUGUGUCGUUUGUCGGAGUACAUUGAGGAGAGGAUUUAGCGUAUGUUCCUGUAAUUAUUUUUAUUUUGAGUACAUUUUAUAAAUACACAUUGUUGUU